AUGAGUGAUUCAUUAAUUCAAGAGCAAUAUUUUUAUGAAGAGUAACAAUUUUAUACAAUUAUAUUAGAUCAUGUGAAGCUAAUUAGAAUUUAGUAAUUUUUUCAUUGCCUGAUCCAUCUACCUAAGUGUAGCAAGAAUAAUAACUUCCUAAAAUAUAGAUUUUUUAAGAUGUAGAUUAAGGAACUGAUUAAAUUUCUAAAGUCAUUUAAUUAGAUAAUUUAAGAAUGGAUAGAUUACACAUAAGAAAUGAUAGUUCAUUUGAAGGUUAACCAAGAAGUGGAAGUGAUGGGGAUAAUUCAAGAGAUGGAAGUUAAAAUGAUCAAAGGAAUUAGAGUAAAAGUAAAUAAUUAAUUUAUUUUUAUUAGGAAAAUAAACAAAAAAACAUUAAAAUAAAUUAAAUGAAUAAUUACAAUCUGAAAUUAUAUCUUAGACAAAUUGCAUUUAUUCAAAUAAAAUAUAAAAUUUAGUUAAGAAAGAUAUAAAUAAUUAAUUGAUUGUAACUUAAAAAAUAAGAUAAUCGUAUUCAUUUUUAUUGAUUUGAUUUAGAAGAAGUUAAUAGAAAAUAGAACGAAAAAAUGAAUAACAAUUAAAUAUUAAUGUUGAACAUAGUGAUCAAUCAUCAUCUGAGAAUCCAGAUUCAAUUAAUUAUGGAAAUUUAGAUCCAAAUAGGCUUAAGUAAGUGAGGAAUAGAGAAUCUGCAAGAAAUUCAAGGGCAAGAAAGAAGAUUUAUUUUGAACUCUUAGAGAUAAGAGUUAAAGACUUAUAGGAUGAAAAUGAUAAAUUGAGAGAAUAAUGUAAUAGUUUAUAAAAAUCAAUUGAAACUUAUAGUAGAUAAUAAGAUAAGGUAUUAUUUAUAAAUCAUUUAAUUUAGUUCUAAGUGUUUUUAAAUUAAUAAUAAAAAUUAUUUGAAAGGUUAGAAGAAUGUAUUACAUAAGGGAAAGAUGAUACAGAAAUAGAAAUUCUUUUGGAUGCAUUAAAAUAUAGAACAUCUUCCAAUAAACAAGAGAGAAUUGAUGCAGCAAAAUCACAUUCAUAUUAAAUAUUGGAUGUCUCUUUACCAAUAUAAACAAAAUAUUUGUUCAGUAUUUUAGAUGAUAGAGAUUUCUUUUCUUAAAAUUAUAAGUAUUUAUAUAAUAAAUUAGAAAUGUCUCUGAAUUUUUAAAGGAUAUUUUGAUAAAUAUUGAAAUGAAACCUGAAAAUUAUACUAAUAAUGAGAAAAUUAAAUUAAAGAUAGGAUAAUCAAAAUAAAAUAUAACAAAGUUAGAAAUUUAAUUAAUUUAGUUCAUUUAAAAAAAUAAAAUAAGAAAUUAAAGUUAUAUAGAAUGAGGCAUCUAAAAUAGAUUUAUUAUGGGAAUAAUUAAAAGAAAAUAUUAAACCAAAAUUAUUAGCUUAAUUAUUAAUAGGCUUACAUCAAGUAAUGAUGUAAUAUUCUAUUUAUUUAGAAUGAAUUUCGAUCAGAAUUUUAGGCAAUAACAAUUUUUUAAAAAAACAAAGAAAAAAUAGAUCAAAAUUAUAUGCAAAUUGAAGUUUAAUAAUUGUUAUUACGAAAACAAAUAAAAAAAUCGAAUUGA
Messenger RNA from Paramecium pentaurelia, 1571 nucleotides. Lineage: Eukaryota; Ciliophora; Oligohymenophorea; Peniculida; Parameciidae. The record is from the annotation of a GenBank genome assembly.